Sceloporus undulatus (fence lizard) is the source of this 7249-nucleotide messenger RNA. RefSeq names its product ArfGAP with GTPase domain, ankyrin repeat and PH domain 2 (gene AGAP2). Gene Ontology annotation, molecular function: GTPase activator activity; GTP binding; GTPase activity. The transcript has 19 exons. The coding region runs from base 551 to 4510 and encodes 1319 amino acids. Gene Ontology annotation, cellular component: nucleus. The record is from RefSeq and is a predicted model, not a curated record. Lineage: Eukaryota; Metazoa; Chordata; Lepidosauria; Squamata; Phrynosomatidae.
GAGGUUGCGGCAGCCACGCCACAAAAGGGGGCUCUGCUCCCGGCAACAGCCAGCGAGGGAGCUGCGAUCUCUCCUCCUUCCCUCCUCCUCCUCCUUCCCCUCCCACUUCUCCUUGGGCUCGGCGUCGUCUGCACGGGAGCAGAGCAGGAGCCAUCCUUGGCCCUCUCUCAUCUCCGAGGCACUGCCUCCCUGGAGGCGUCGGGGCUGCUGCUGCUGCUGCUGCUGCCGAGUCCACCCUCCAAGGCCCCCGUGGCCCCCUCCUCCUCCUCCUCCUUCUCCGGCGGCAGGUCUCUGACCCGAGGAUGCUCCCCUUCCCGCUGCAGAGGAGGAGCCCGAGCAGCAGGUAAGGGCGCCCUGCUCGCCUCUCCCACCUGGAAGGAAGGAAGGAAGGAAGGAAGGAAGGAAGGAAGGAAGGAAGGAAGGCACGAAGUGAAGAAGGGCGGGCUGGCGGUGUGCCGGAGGCUUGGCCCGCGGUGCAUGGACAGAGCCGGGUCCGGGCCGGGCCUCCCCUCCCCGCUGGAGGCGCCUCCUUCCCUGGGCAGCAGCACCCAUGAGCAGAGGGGCCACCCUGCAGCGCCGGACCACCUACCUGAUCUCGCUGACGCUGGUCAAGCUCGAGUCGGUCCAGCAGCAGCAGCAGCAGCAGCAGCAGGAGCUCCCGGAGAAGGGCAGCGGGGCCGGCGAUGGAAGGAGCCCGUCCCCGGAGGGCCCAGGGGCCCGGCCCGCCAGCCCCGAGCCCGGGCUGAAGGGCCGGCGGGAGGCGGAGGAAGUGCCGGCCAAGGCCAAGCGCCAGGAGCGGACCAUCCACCGCCAGGACGCCCUCUGGAUCAGCACCAGCAGCAGCGCCAGCACCCCGGACUACCUGCUCCAGCUCUCGCCGGCCUCCUCCUCCUCCUCCUCCUCCUUGCCCUCCCCGGAUGGCGGCAGUGGCCCCUGGGAGCCCAAGCCGGUCCCCAGGGCCAGGCUCUCCUUGGGCCCAGCCACGCCGCCCGCCUUGGCCCCCAAGCCUGAAUUGCCAGGGCCCCUGGGGGCUCCCCCUCUGCGCCCCAAGCCCGAGGGAAUGGGCCUGCUGCCCCUUGCCCCAGCAGUGCCCCCCAAACCUGAAGCGGCGAUGGCCCCCAAAACCGACAUGGCCGCACCCUUCGCAGCCUCGUUCCUGGCCCUCAAACCGGAGCCUUCUGUUCCCGGCGUGGCCCCCAAGCCUGAGCCCUUGGUCCCCUUGAUUGCCCCGACUGUGGCCCCCAAGCCUGAGCCAGCCCUGGCCUCCCUUUUUGCAGCCAAGGCCGAGGUUGCAGCAUUGGCCCCCAAGGUUGCCGAGGCCCCCAUCCUUCCAGGGGCUCCGGCCGUGGCCCCAAAGCCCAAAGCCAUCAUGGUGCCGGUCCUUCCCCCGGUGCCACCCAAGUCAGAAGUGGUGGCCCAGGCCCUUGCCAAGGCUGGGCCGAAGGAGACCCUGGAGGUGCCCGGGGACGAGGUGCCAGCCCCUGCCCCUACCACUGCCAGCUGCUCCUCCAGCGCCGCAGCCCCAGGGCGCCGGAUGCUGGUCAGCCAUGCCAGCUGGGGGGGCCCUGAGCCGGGCACCCUGGAACUGAGCGUGGGCCGGGUGGGGGGCUCUUCCUUUUCCCACUCAGGGGCUUCUUCUCCUCACCCAGCGGCUGGCAACCGGCGCCUUCGCCUGGCCACCAACAAGCCUUUCAAGACGGUGACCACCACUGGGGUCAAGGUGAGCGCUGAGCCAAAGGCUGGCAAAGGAAGCCACAAAGGAGGCACCCCCAACCGCCUCUCCUGGCCAGAGAGCGAGGUCAAAGGCCGCAUGAAGGUGGUGGUGGUCAAGGGCAGCGGGGAGACGGUCCCCAGAGGAGGAUCCCGGGCCAAGCUGUCCCCUCACAAAAACAAAAGCAAGACUCUGGACAACAGUGACCUCAACCAUGGUCCAGCUAGCCUGGUCUCUUCUGGCUCCUGUUCUUCGGAGGCAGCUGUAGGGCUGAAGAGAGGCCGGGAGGGUGGCCGGGCCUCUACCCGUGACCGUAAGAUGCUCAAGUUCAUCAGCGGCAUCUUCACCAAGAGUCCUGCUUCCACUCCUACCCACCCUGGGCCUGGCUGGAGCCUUAGCCAGAAGGAGCUGCUCAGCGCUGAGCUGGCCAAGGGAGAACUGCCCAAGGCUGUUGCAAACAGUCAAGAAUGGACUCUUGGCCGCUCCAUCCCCGAACUACGACUAGGCAUCCUUGGGACCAUAAAGAGUGGGAAGUCUGCACUUGUUCAUCGCUAUUUGACUGGUUCCUACUUGGGUCUCGAACCUACCGAAGGGGGGCAGUUCAAGAAGGAAGUGGUGGUGGAUGGGCAGAGCCAUCUCCUGCUGAUUCGAGAGGAAGCGGGGCCUCCAGAUGCCAAGUUUGCAAACUGGGCAGAUGCUGUCAUCUUUGUCUUCAGUCUGGAGAAUGAAGCCAGUUUCCAAGAGCUGACUCAGUACUAUGGGCUCCUUACGAACUACCGUGCAGUCUCAGACAUGGCGCUUGCACUUGUGGGCACUCAGGAUAAAAUCAGCGCUAGCAACCCACGUGUGAUUGAGGAUUCCCGAGCCCGGGCUCUGUGCACAGAAAUGCGCCGCUGUCUCUACUAUGAGACAUGUGCUACUUAUGGACUCAAUGUUGACCGGGUUUUCAGUGAAGUUGCCCAGAAGAUUGUGAAUAUGAAGAAACAGCAGCAACUCCUGGCAUCUUGCAAAUCUCUGCCCAGCACACCCAGCCAUUCAGCUGUCUCCACACCGGCAAGUAAUGGUGGUCACACGAGCGACUACUCCUCAUCUCUGCCUUCUACACCCAACAUCAGCCACCGGGAGCUGCGUAGCGAGGCCUCAGCUAUCAUUGGUACACCAAGCUCCUUACACCGGGGGACCAAACGACGAACCAGCCUUUUUGCUAAUCGCAGAGGGAGUGAUACCGAGAAGCGAAGCUUGGACAGCAGAGGUGAAAACACUGGAAGUGGCCGUGCCAUACCCAUCAAGCAGAGCUUUUUGCUGAAACGAAGCGGCAACUCCUUAAAUAAGGAGUGGAAGAAAAAAUAUGUGACUCUGUCCAGCAACGGGCUUCUCUUCUACCACCCCAGCAUUAAUGAUUAUAUCCAUAGUACACAUGGCAAAGAAAUGGAUUUACUCCGUACCACUGUCAAGGUGCCUGGCAAACGCCCACCGAGAGCCAUUUCAGCCUGUGGGGCCUCCUCAAGCAUCAAUGGCUUGGUUAAAGAUGUGAGCAGUGUCGGAGUUGGGGACACAAGCUCUAGCCCUAGUCCAGGAUUGCUGAAUCCUCCAGCUGACCCAGCAAUCAAGCUCUUGGGCAAACCUGAGCGCCUGCAGCGCUCUGUGUCAUCCUCCAAGGCUGAGGUGGCUCUGGCUGCAGAAGGGCUAUCCAGUCCUGGCAGUGGUGGCAAAGACCCACCCCCUUCCCCUAUGAUUGACAGAAAGAAACAUAGACGGAAGAAACUUACAACACCAUCAAAAACUGAGGGGUCAGCAGGCCAGGCGGAAGCCAAGCGUAAAAUGUGGAAAUUAAAAACCUUUGGUAGUUUAAGAAAUAUUUAUAAAACAGAGGAGGAGAACUUUGAGUUCAUCAUCGUCUCCAGCACAGGACAAACCUGGCACUUUGAGGCCAGCAGUUUCGAGGAGAGGGAUGCCUGGGUCCAGGCCAUCGAGAGCCAGAUCUUGGCUAGCCUGCAGUGCUGUGAGAGCAGCAAGAACAAGGCCCGGAUGGACAGCCAGAGCGAAGCAGUGGCAAUCCAAGCUAUUCGCAAUGCCAAAGGCAACUCCUUGUGCGUAGACUGUGGAGCUCUGAACCCAACCUGGGCCAGCCUGAAUUUGGGAGCACUGAUCUGCAUUGAGUGUUCUGGCAUCCACCGGAAUCUGGGUACCCACCUUUCCCGAGUGCGCUCCCUCGACUUGGAUGAUUGGCCCUUGGAGCUCACACUGGUGCUCACCUCCAUUGGCAAUGAGACAGCCAACAGUGUCUGGGAGAAGUGUACGCAGGGACGCCGGAAACCCACCUGCGAAUCAUCACGGGAGGAACGGGAAUCAUGGAUUCGAGCCAAAUAUGAGCAGCGAUUGUUCCUGGCACCACUGCCCCACUCUGAACUGUCCCUAGGGUGCCAGCUGUUCCAGGCUGUACUGGACCAAGACCUGGGUGCUGUGCUGCUGUUGCUGGCCCACAGUUCCAAGGAACAGAUCAAUGCUCCCACUGGAGACAAGGACCGGCGGUCAGCCCUGCAUGUGGCCUGUGACCUGUCGAAUGUGGUGAUCACUCAGCUUCUGGUUUGGUAUAGUGCUGAUGUGAAGGCCCGGGAUGCUGUUGGGCACACAGCCCUCUUCUAUGCCCGCCGAUCUGGAAGCCAGGAGUGCAUCGACAUCCUCUUGCAACAUGGUUGCCCAAAUGAAGGCUACAGUACUAUCGCCACCCCCGGCCUGCGCCGGAAAAGCAGCAGCGCCAGCGUGGGAAGGACUGAGGCCCGAACUGCCCUGGUGUAGCAUGCCAGGAGGAGCCUCUUCCCCAUCCCAGUGGUGCCAAUGGGGGUGCAAUAACUGAUGCCUCCUCUCCGUAGGGAGACUCCACUUCCUCCAGGCAUCUGGACUCAUAUGCCAGGGAGCUGGGAUCAUGACUUCCUGUCAUGAACAAGAUGUGGCGGUUGCCAUCCAGAGUCCUGCUUCGAUGGCUCUGCUUAGCACAGGCUGCCACCUGGACUGUCUCAGUGGCUCACAGCUCUCCCGACUGCCAGGCCUUGAGCUGCUCUGCUGCUCUCCAGGGCAACAGCCAUCUCUCCGGGGGCGCAUUGAAGAAGCCUGCAGAAAUCCAAGAGCAAUGUGUCCCAGCACUCAGAGGGAAGAAGCAGGGCUCAGGACAGUUUUGACAUCUUCCCAUUUAAUGGGGGACUUUAGGAAAUGAGGGGAGCAAGCAGUUAUUUGGGUUUUUUCCCUUUCUUUCUGUGUUUGUAACAAGCUUUGAAGGUGGAAUGUAAAUCAGUGUUAUUGGAAUGGUCAGUGACCAAUCUUCAACAAACCAGCUUAAAGCAGGCCCAGAAAGUAUGGCAUGGGGAGGGAGUGCUGAAGGAACCUUGAAGGUCUGGCAUUGAGGGUGAAGGGACAUAAUGUCUGAGAGGGAGUCUUGCAGCCACUAGCUUGGCAUAGGUGAGCCCUUCCUCUCAGCUCAUCCUUUAGCUCACUUCAAUUAUCUCUGGGUUCAAGGUGCUGGGCUUAAAGAGUGCAAUCAAGUUGAGGGAACAGAAAAAGUUUCUGUCUACCUUCUCUGCCCUCAUUUUCCAGGAGACAUUUACAGAGAUGAGGGAAAAGACCACCCCACUCAAUGCCAUAAUGAAGGAACAUAAGAGAUAGCUAAGCUGGAGCGAAUCAAGCCUCCUGCAUUCUGCAGUCCAUCUUCUGUCAUCAGCUGGGUCUUCUUUUCAGCAAUAUGGGGAAGAUGAGAAGCCCAGAGCUGACUCUGGAGGUGGAGAGAAAGUGUGGAGGGUAACCAGGAGUACCCUAGUGAUAAAAAAAAAUUCCAACCUCCUGUUCUUCUGGAGAAGGGAUAGACUCCCUAUUUAGCUCCUAGAGCAUUUUGUUUUAUUCCAUGGGGAGAAUCUCUUUUCUGAACAUUUGUUUUGUGACACAUUUAUCUCUGACUGACAUUUAGAGAGGCUGUAGUUCAGACUGCCAGCAUAACAUGUUCCCAUGCAGUCCAGGACACUGGAGGCUUUGUUGUGUGUGUUAAGCCAAGACCCAUCAGCAGGUGCUCCUCUGCUGUGUUCGAUCCCAACUUGCCUUGCCUCUCCCUGAGGCAGACUCAGGAUCACUCCUUCAUCACCUGGCAGCAGCACACAUUCUUUAUCCAAACUGCACUGAAACACAUUCCUUCUGCCAACUCUCCUCAGGCUCCUGGACCUGAGCCUUGCACUGAAAUAAAUAAAGACAGCUAUAUAUCUUAUUAUGCUCCAUUGAAGGCUCAAGGAGGUUGCCGCCUCCUCAUUGUUCUUAGAAAUCUUUCACCCUUGCAAGUAGUUCAAAGAGGCAGCUAAAGAUGAAGCAGCUGGUGGCCAGUCCUGGGGGGGGGGGGUCGGAGCCAUGGUGAGGUGGGUACUGGGCAUCUCUGAGGGAUUCGGCAGGCACUAUCUCAUUUGGAUGCUGAGCAUCCAGCCCAAAAUAUGAGGUGGUGUCCCUGCAAGCAACACAGAUCCUGGAUUUUAAAACAAGUCCUUUUCUUUUUCAGGAUGAUUUGUACAAAGCACCUUUUCUCUCACCCGCCCCACAAGGAUUUCCAUCCUUUUUUGACUACUGUGUCUGUUUUAAUUUAUUGCUUUAUUUGAAGAACCAGGGGUUGGGGGAGGAUAAAAUCCUUCUCUCUGGCUUGGCAGCUCUCCUGGUGCAAGUGUUUACAGGCCUCCUGUCCAUUGCUGUGGCAGAGGCGUCCGUGUGGUUGUGAUGUGGUCUCAGGCUUUAUUUCAAAUCUGCGAUCAGGGUAAUGCAAUGAGUUCCCUCUCCUACCCCUACAUGGGCCAAUCUGGUUUGGGCAGAAUAAACCCCUGCAGUGUCUGGCCCUGACCUGCAGUGCACAAUUCAAAUCCAGCCUGGCUUUAUUCCUCAGGGCUCUGGUUUUCUACCUGCUGGAGCCAAGCUUGUAGGCAAGGAGGCAUGAGUCCACUAAGGCUACAACAGCUGAGAGGCCUCAGGUGUUCUUUGCCUUCUGAACUGGGAAAAGCUCAUGAAUGUAUUGGCGACCAUGUUGCACGAGACUUUUAUCCCACAUCCAUGAGGUGUAAGCAGAAGGGCCUGGUGCCAAGGAGCUGGCCAGGCCUGUUGUUUCUUGCUGCCUCCUCUCCAGGGUACUGUGAACAAAGCUGGAGAGGGGACAUCAAGAAGUAGAGAAGAAAUGAUGCUGCCCUCUAUCUUGGCCUUGGAGACCCAUCUCACCCUUCCUUGAUGGUUAGAGUCUGUGGCCCAGCCUAAGGGGAAAGAAGGCAAAUUGGCUCUUGAAGACUGAAUGUAAUGUAUGCCAUUUUGGCCUGGCAGUUCAGCACAAUGUUCUGGGAGAAUCUCUUGUGCAAGCCUCAGAACUGGGGAAGGGAGAGGUGUGGGGGGUUGUUGGGAGGGACAAUGUGGAGGUGCCAGAGCUGAUACUGUUGGCCCUGUGCAGCUGUUGUAAUCUCUUGGAUUGUAACUUGUAAGUACGUGACAAUGUACGAAGAUGUAAUAACAAUGACCGGUUAUUCCUUCUUG